This is a messenger RNA of Pseudophryne corroboree (corroboree frog), 5644 nucleotides long. It is a transcript of the gene ARHGEF10, whose product is annotated as Rho guanine nucleotide exchange factor 10. Gene Ontology annotation, cellular component: centrosome. NCBI's taxonomy places the organism in Eukaryota, Metazoa, Chordata, Amphibia, Anura, Myobatrachidae. Bases 630 to 4712 code for a protein of 1360 amino acids. Gene Ontology annotation, biological process: positive regulation of stress fiber assembly; actin cytoskeleton organization; mitotic spindle assembly. The transcript has 30 exons. Gene Ontology annotation, molecular function: guanyl-nucleotide exchange factor activity; protein binding. The record is from RefSeq and is a predicted model, not a curated record.
UCGGCAUCCUAGGCUGCGGACUAUCAGCCAAUCAACCGCAGCUUGCAGACCGCUCCGGCUCUGUUCAUCCCAGUUUGAAAAAAAAAAGGAAGAAAAUCCUCAAGAGGAGGAAUGAGGGGAAGAUAAGUUGUUGGGCGAUUGUUGCUGCCAGCGGAAGAAAAGUGAGUGUGAGUGGGGCGGCAGUCGCUGGUGGAAGGAUAGUGCUCAGCAUGGUGAUGGAGGAUAUGGCUGUUUCUCUUGGCUUCUAACUCCAUUGUCCCGACCUGAUACCCCUACUGAACACAAUUACAAUCAUGCACAUAAGUCCACGCGGAAUGUGAUAGAAAGAUGUUUUGGUGUGCUGAAAUCUAGGUUUCGGUGUCUGGAUAAGUCUAGUGGCCUUUUGUUGUAUAGUCCCUCCAAGGUGACUCAAAUUGUGUUCUGCUGCUGCUUUCUUCAUAACAUGUGUUUGCAACAACAUCUGCCACAUGUUGAGGAGGAGGAGGAAGAAAGCAGCCAGCAAGCAGAGGAAUUAGAGACAUCUGCUGAUACUUGGAGUACAGAUGUAGGGAGGCAGGUUAGUCAAGAGAUCAUCAAUCGCUAUUUCUAAGGAUGGCAUUUUGUGCUGAAACACUAAAAGAACGAGGAGAAUGGGAAGUCUGGAAAAUCUGGAUAUAGAGGAGUUUCCACCCCCACCACCUGAAGUUUUUGAAAAUGAGUUAACGUUUCAUGCGCUUGCUGAUGAGGAGGAGGAGGAUGAAGGUGAAAAGUUUGACUUUGAUAGUGGUGAUGAUGCUCCAGAAGCUGACAGACAACCACUUCACUUGGCUGGGGAUGAUCUCAUUGACCUAGGACUUAAACUACCGGAUCCUCCGGUAUUCGAUCAGUUAGUAGACGAUGCCUGUGAAGAAUCAUCUCAAGAUCUGACCACAUCGAAUGAUCUGGGUACAGUGCCAAAAAAAGUCAACCCUUAUUCUGUGAUUGACAUUGGACAAUUUCAAGAUGGGGAUUCCUCUGCAUCUCAAGAACCUCAGUCUGUGGGUGACAAUACAAGUCCCUGGGUGCCGAGUGGUUAUGAUGUUCCUGUACCAUGCGGGUAUGCGGUUCCCUCUAACUUACCCUUGCUAGUGCCAGCAUACUCCACACCAGUUAUAAUUCGCCACAUUUCUGUUGAUGAACAAGGAGUUCAGGAGAAAGUGCCAAAUCCUCACAUUCAAUAUGUAGUGGACAACCAUCAUACAAGUGAUGAUUUUCAGGCAUCGAAAGAAGAUGAUGUGUUGGCCAAAUGGGUUUCAGAUCCAGCAAAUACAGAAUGGAUGGAGAACCCUGAUGAAGUUAUUUAUGAUGAUGUUCCAAGAGAAAAUUCAGAUUCGGCUACAGAUCCUGAAGAAAUGAUAUAUGAUGAUGUGGAAAAUGGUGAAGAUGGUGGAAACAGCUCCCUGGAUUAUGGCUGGAGUUCUAGUGAAUUUGAAAGCUAUGAAGAGCACAGUGAUUCCGAGUUAAAACAUGGGGUGCCAAUCUCCUUCCUCCGAGGGAACAACAAGAGACAUCUUUCUCAGGACCUAACACGUUUAAAACAACACUACGAGAGAAAGAUGAAAGAUUUGGUGACAAACAAAGUGGGAGGAGUAGAGAUCCAACAGUUAAAACAAAAACAUGAACUAAAGAUGCAGAGGUUGAUGAAGGCUGCAAAAGAAGGCACAAAAGAUGGGCUUGAAAAAACAAAGGCUGCUGUGAAGAAAGGUCGCUCCUACAUCAGAACAAAGUCAUUUGUUUUGCAUGAUCGUAAGUCCGCCUGUCUUGAGGAUGAAGAGUUGAAUUUAUUCAUAGAUGUAGACUGCAUGCAUACAGAGGCCAUCAUGUCUCCUAUGCCGGAAGGAUUAACUCAGCAACAGGUUGUAAGAAGAUACAUUCUUGGCUCAAUAGUGGAAAGUGAAAAAAACUAUGUGGACUCACUGAAACGAAUUCUAGAGCAAUACGAGAAGCCACUGUGUGACAUGGAGCCAAAGCUAUUAAGUGAAAGAAAGCUGAAGGUAGUCUUUUAUCGAAUAAAGGAAAUUCUCCAAUGCCACUCGCUGUUCCAGAUUGCUCUUGCCAGCCGGGUCUCUGAGUGGGACUCAACAGAAAUGAUCGGAGAUGUAUUUGUAGCAUCAUUUUCAAAAUCCAUGGUACUUGAUGCAUAUAGCGAAUAUGUAAACAAUUUCAGCACUGCUGUUGGAAUUCUCAGGAGAACAUGUGCCACUAAACCAACAUUUCUGGAAUUUUUAAAACAGAGCCAGGAUUCCAGCCCUGAUCGUAUUACUCUAUAUGGCUUGAUGAUGAAGCCAAUCCAACGCUUCCCACAGUUUAUCCUUUUGUUACAGGACAUGUUGAAAAACACAGUGAAGGGUCAUCCUGACCGGCUUCCUUUGCAAAUGGCUCUUACAGAGCUGGAGACGUUAGCUGACAAACUCAAUGAGAGGAAGCGGGAUGCAGACCAACGCUGUGAAAUUAAACAAAUCGCCAAAGCAAUGAAUGAAAGGUAUCUGAACAAGCUCCUCAGUAAUGGCAGCAGAUACCUUAUUCGGUCCGAUGACAUGGUAGAAACUGUUUAUAAUGAGAGAGGUGACAUAGUAAAGACCAAGCAGAGGCGUCUCUUCAUGUUGAAUGAUGUUCUGAUGUGUGCCACAGCUAAUUCAAGAUCUUCUAAUGAAGGCAGCAAUAUGGUUACAGAAAGCCAGAAGUACUUGCUGAAAUGGAGUGUGCCUCUGGGGCAAGUUGAAGUUAUUGAAUAUGGAGAAAGUGAGGAGCAAGGGAAUCCGUCUCGGUUUUCUGCUUUACAUGUAGCGGAGACACCAAAUACAUUAUACAUGGGGCCUGGGCAGCUUUACCACGACUUACAAAAUCUGCUUCAUGAUUUGGAUGUCGUCAGCCAGAUUUCACAAUUAAUUUCACAUCUGAAAGGAAACUAUCAGAAUUUGAAUCACGCAGUGGCCCAGGACUGGUCUUCAGGCUUACAAAAGUUGAUCUUGAAGAAAGAGCAUGAAAUCCGAGCCGCAGACCGCUGCAGAAUUCAGCUCCAGCUUCCUGGCAAGCAUGACAAAUCAGGGCGAAUGACUUUCUUUACAGCAGUGUUUAAUACAUUUACUCCUGCUGCGAAGCAGUCAUGGAUCAGUAACUUACAGAUGGCUAAACUUGCUCUUGGAGAGGAGAACCAGCUGGGUUGGUUCUGUCUAGAAGAUGAGGGAAACCCGAUCAAAAAGGAAAAGCACCCCUUGCUUGUUAAGCACCUCCCAGUUAUAAUGUCAAAACAACAGGAAUUUAAGAUUGAAUGUGCUGUCUAUAAUCCUGAACCUUACCUAAGUAGUGAAAAUGAUCCAGAUACACUUUCCAUGCAUCAUGGUUUUCUAUGGAUUGGCAGUUGCACUAAUCAGAUGGGUCAGAUUGCUGUUGUCUCACUUCACAACCGUAGCCCGAAGGUGAUAGAGUGUUUCAAUGUGGAAUCACGCAUACUCUGCAUGGUCUAUGUCCCAGAGGAACAAAAACACAAGCAAUUAAACGAUGUCCCAGAUUCUGACUGUGGCUCUUCUCAAGCACCAGAUGUGCCCACAAUUUGUCUGGGCAUGGAAGAAGGAAGCAUAUGUGUGUACAAAAGUAGCCAAGGCUCAAAAAAGGUCCGUCUACAGCUCUUUUUCACUCCAGAAAAGUCCACCGUCAUGAGUCUUGCUAGCAUUUCCAACAGUUUGUAUGCUGGUCUUGUGAAUGGGAAUCUCGCAAUCUACACAAAGAUGGGAGAUGGCUCCUGGCACGUAGAUUCACCAACACUGAUAAAAUUAGGGGUUUUACCUGUUAGGAGUUUGUUAGUGAUGGAAGGAACUAUUUGGGCUGCUUCUGGAGGACAAAUAUUCAUAAUUGGAAAAGAAACAUACAACAUAGAGCACCAAUUUGAAGCUCAUCAAGAAGAGGGCAUGGUGAUUUCUCAUAUGGCAGUUGCUGGAGUUGGCAUCUGGAUUGCCUUUACGUCUGGCUCCACAUUACGUCUGUUUCACACCGAGACCUUUGAGCAUCUUCAAGAUAUUAACAUAGCAACUCCAGUACACCACAUGCUAUCAGGACAACAGCGUGUGUCUGUUACUAGCUUGCUGGUGUGUCAUGGUUUACUAAUGGUUGGCACUAAUAUUGGAGUUAUUGUAGCUUUCCCAGUUCCUCGUCUACAAGGAAUUCCAAAAGUCACUGGGCGAGGAAUGGUAUCUUACCAUGCACACCACAGUGCUGUCAAAUUCCUUGUCAUGGCCACCGCAGUGCACAAAAAACAUAGGCGGACGCCAAGCAGAUGUAGCCAGACUUCAAAUGUGGAACUAAAACCUGAAGACACUUGUGGGGCCCAUGUGCAGCAAAAUGAGGAAGCAGUCUCUGCAACUGCUAGCAACAAUAAUGACAGUGCCAUAUGGCUGGGGGGCUCCAUGGGGUCCAUUGCACAAAAAAGUGACCUAUCGUCAUCUUCUUGCUCUCUCACACCAUCUCAUGGAUCAAAUCCCUAUGAAGACUGCACUCUUUAUGAUCUCCUGAGCGACCCCAGCAUACCACCACGAAACAGUAAAAGCCAACGAGCCAGGAAGCUUAAAGUGGACUCUGUCAUGGUGAUCUCUGGUGGUCAGGGUCACAAAAGAGUAAACAAGAAGCACAAACCACAACGACAAGAAGAGCCGGUUUCUUCUGCUAUGGUUUGGCAGAUUCCACUGUUACACAUUUAAUGACCCAAAAGAAAAAAAUAAAUGUGUCCUUUAGUUCAUAAUGCAUUCCACCACAUCUUUUUCCAAGUUUUAUGUAAAUGUCUUUUGUUAACACUUAAAACAAUAUACGUGAGCUAUCUGAAAAAAAAAGUUUUCUCGAAGUCAUCCAUUGAAAACAAAGGGUAGAACUAAUAUAACACUGAACAUGUUAACAAACACCUUCAUUCUUCUUAGUAUAUGAGAACAUGCACUGUCUGUCACACAUCCAAAGCGCCAUGAGAACGUACACUGUCUGUCACCCAUCCAAAGCGCUAUGAGAAUGUGCAUUGUCUGCCACACAUCCAAAGCACUAUGAGAACGUGCACUGUCUGUCACACAUCCAAAGCGCUAUGAGAAUGUGCACUGUCACCCAUCCAAAGUCCAUGAGAACGUACACUGUCUGUCACCCAUCCAAAGCGCUAUGAGAACGUGCACUGUCUGAGUUUCUUAUAUGUGUCUAACAUAAUUCUUAACACCCAGUUCUUGCCUUGUGGGCUAUAGCAUCUCGCAGGUAAAGCAGAGGACAUGAAUAAGCUUGUACACUAAUAAUAUGAGAUACAGGAAUGUGAUGAGCCAUCUGUAACUAUAUUAUGGAUGUGGAAAACUCUACAUAACCAAACAGGACUUGAACAAAGAAAAUUACUUUCUUCAUCCAAUAGAUAGCAUUAUGAAAUGUUUCAUAGUAUCAUUGGACUUCUGUAAUCAUGGCUUUGUGCAUUUAAACCAGUAUGUUACCAUAACAGUCUAUGGGCCCAGUGUAUGGAAGAGUGAAUGUCACAAUCUCAUGUAAUAUGUUUGGGCUAAUGAUGACUUUAACAUUUACUGUACACUUUAAUUGCAGUGUACUAGUUUUACAGAAAUAUUACCAAAAAUAAAAUAUAUCAUGUAAUCAAAGUAAAACAUGAAAGAAAUGA